AUGUCGCCUUACAUUGUUCCUUCCAGCCUGACAGUGUCCAAUGUCAUGGAGAUCCCUAGGACGCCCGUCAAUCGGUAUUCAACUCCGACAAUGAAACACGUUGAAGGAAUAGGGAUGAUAAGCAAUAAUCUUUGCAAGCGCAUCAACCGAUUUUUUGAGGGCGUGAUCUUUCUGCAAAGCCUCAUUGAAGCAUGCCGCACCAAUAACCAGAUCAAAGCUCCCGCCGAGAAUUACGACGCGGAUGAGAGUCCCUAUAAAAUCUUCAAAUGCUUCGUCAACAAGAUGGCCCAGGUUUGCGACAAUGUGCCUUUUGGCAAAACCGUUACGUCUUUAGCCAUCAUCAAGCAUGUUGGGGGAGAGCUGCGGUAUACUUUUGCCUCCAACCAACGAACCGUUGAGGACUCAGAAUGCGCGAAGAAGGUCAUCCAGAAGUUGCUAAGCGACGUCGGACUUGCGCAGCCGUCCGAAAUACAAGAUGACGGCGAGAGCCCAUUGUUCCAUCGCAUCUUGCAGGACAUUCUGGAAUUUCACGCUGAACGGAUCAAGGCUUAUGGGAAAAGGCUUAUGAUUCGGCUCGGAACAUGCAUUGAGGACUGUGAUAGAACCAACUCUCCUGAACAUGAGACUCUUAAAAGGAGUCUAUUAUCCAUCAAGCAAGUAGCAAGCCCAUGCAAAGAUCUAGGGAAAAAGGAUAAGCUUUCCGUGGACCAGAGCGAGCUGUUAGUCCGCGCCGCAAACUCCCUGCGAAAGUCCACAGCGCGGGAGCUCAUUAUCGAAAAGGCCCGCGUUGGCAAAAUGGACCAGUCGGAACACUGGAGUGAAUUCCAACACGACAUUGGGCGUCUCGCGUCAUACCUCGCAGUUGUCCGUACCAUCAUUAUUGCACGUAAACGAAUACCGCAGCUAUUUGAAAACUUUGACAUCACGUUUCUGGAAUCAAGCAUUUCUAUUCCAAACCCGAUGAAUUCUAUCGAGCCUAGGAUGAGCUUGAGCAGAAAGCGACAACUUCGUUCUGCGCACAGCAUAAUUGGGCGCAUGAUCGGUGAUCCAGCCGAGCGCGCGAAACACCAAAAGUAUGCGGAAAGCAUACAACAUUGCGAUCUCGACAAGUUGAUCAUGGACAGAGCUGGAUCCGAAACCUUUCGUCCCAUCGUGCAUUGCGAAGUCUUGCUACUUGAUUCACUUUGUAAGGAGUUUGACAACGAGAUCCGUCCGAUUCCCUUCUUCGAUGACAUCAGAUACAUUGGGUGCAGCAAACCAACUUGCCGGUUGUGCGAGUACUACUUUGGUGCUCACAAAUCCGGUAUUCAAGUGCGGCCGGGACACAAGAACCUUUAUCCUAAUUGGAUCGUCCCUGAUGUUGCCAUGGAAAAUUCACCCAAGGCGUACGAGAAGAACGGCAUGAUCGAUAAGGUUCUGGAGAAGGUCCGCCAGAGUGCACUUUUAGCACUGCGAGAAAAGGUUUCGGAUGGGAGCCGAUUUGACUCGAAUACAUACUCUUGUCUGCCGACGCAACCAUCUCUCGCAGAUGGCGCUGACAUUGGCAACAACCUAGCUUCUAUCCUCGAAGAUCUAUCCAUCACGCCCACCCAAACCCCUACUUCAUCACCGAAGGGACCUGAAGCGGACGAUGAUGCAUGGAGUGUUGUGGCGGAUGGGGACAGCGACGGUGAGCGCGAGGAUGAUGGCGGAGGCCUGCUCCUAUUCACUGGUCGGAACAUACAAGCUUGA
Molecule: messenger RNA, 1731 nt
Organism: Colletotrichum truncatum
Lineage: Eukaryota; Fungi; Ascomycota; Sordariomycetes; Glomerellales; Glomerellaceae
Source: RefSeq, a predicted model, not a curated record